Molecule: messenger RNA, 3491 nt
Organism: Salvia miltiorrhiza (redroot sage)
Lineage: Eukaryota; Viridiplantae; Streptophyta; Magnoliopsida; Lamiales; Lamiaceae
Product: putative pentatricopeptide repeat-containing protein At1g19290
Exons: 3
Coding region: 419-3043 (874 amino acids)
Molecular function (GO): protein binding
Source: RefSeq, a predicted model, not a curated record
AGAGGAAAAUAAAAAUUAAACAUGUCUUUUGGGGGCUCAUGGUUGGCUCAAGGAUUAGAACCGACUAUAGUAAUAAAUAGGAUUUUACAAUUUUUUUUUGACUUUGGGGAGUUGGGGAGGGGAGCAGUUGGGUUUGAAUUCGAGACCUCACUGCAUACAGGAGGUCGCACCGCUUGGUGUCCUCUUGAGGACAUGAUUUUACAAUUUUAAUUCCAUAUUACAGUAUUUUUAAAAUUAUACCUGUAGAUAACAAUUUUAAUCUUCUAAUUGAAUUUAUAUACACAUUAGUCUUUCUUUGUAAAUGUUCAAUUAGAAAAUUUAAACCAUUUUUCCGCCUAUGUGGUGUUUGUAAAUUGUACCGUCUUUAAACCUUCCGCCGCUGCUGGCUUUCCGUGCGCCACCGCGAGGGGCGGACGAUAUGGUAAAUCUUGCCUCCCAAAUCAGCCGCCUCUUAAUCCUCCGUCGUCACGACGCCCUCAGAAGCCUCUCUUUCACUUUCUCCGACCACCUCGUGGACGCAGUGCUAAAAAAUCUCAAGCUUCAUCCAGUGGCCGCGCUUCACUUCUUUCAUCUAGCCUCCAAAGAGAAUCACUUCAGACCUCAUUUCAAAUCCUACGUCAAGAUCGUCCAUAUUUUGUCAAAUGCCCGAAUGUUUGAUGAAACGCGGUUGUAUUUACGUGGUCUCGUGGAGCUGGCGGAGAGGGACCAUCUUCCAGUUUCUCUGAUAUAUGAUGAAUUGGUGGCUGUUUUUAGGGAAUUUAGGUUUUCUGGAACUGUUUUUGAUAUGAUGAUGAAAACUUAUGUGGAGAGGAGGCUGGUGAAGAAUGCCUUGUACAUGUUUGAUAAUUUGCCUAAAUGUGGUCGUGUGCCGAGCUUGCGAUCGUGUAAUGGUUUGCUGAGCUGUUUAGUUAAGGACAAGGAUUUUCAUGCCGUUUCUUGUGUUUAUGAUCAGAUGAUAAGAGUUGGGGUUGCUCCGGAUGUGUAUACUUGUGCCAUAAUGGUGGAUGCUCACUGUAAAGAUGGCAGACUUGCUAAAGCACUGGAGUUUGUGGUAGGCGUGGAGAGUAUGGGAUUGAAAAUGAAUGUUGUGGUCUAUAAUAGCUUGAUCAAUGGGUAUGUGGAGAAGAGGGAUAUGCAAGGGGUGGAGAAAGUGCUGGAGUUAAUACGUCAGCAAGGAAUUUCCAAGAAUUUGAUAACUUAUACACUGUUGAUUAAGGGUUAUUGUAAAAUAGGGAACCUUGAUCAAGCAGAUAGAAUAUUUAGAGAGAUGAAGGGAGAGACUGGACUCACAUUAGUUUUGGAUGAAAAGGUGUAUGGUGUAUUAAUUGAUGGAUAUUGUCGUAAUGGAAGACUGGAUGAUGCCGACAGAGUUAAGAAUGAGAUGCUGAGUUUGGGAUUGGGAAUGAAUAUGUUCAUCUUCAAUUCUUUGAUUAAUGGGUACUGCAAACUUGGUCAACUUCGUGAAGCGGAGCGUGUUAUAGUGAGUAUGGUUGAAGCUAAUUUCAAACCGGAUGGUUAUAGCUACAAUACGUUAUUGGAUGGAUACUGUAAAAGAGGGAUGAUUGCUGAAGCACUUAAGCUUUGCCGUCAAAUGACUAGUGAUGGUGUACAUUCAACAAAUAUAAGUUACAACACUCUGUUAAAAGGUUUAUGCCAGUAUGGUGAUAUGAACGAUGCUUUGUCGUUGUGGGAAAUGAUGCUCAAGAGAGGUUUGGUUCCUGAUGAAGUUGGAUUUAGUACACUUCUCCAUGGUCUUUUCAGAAAGGGAAACUCGAAUAAAGCUUUCACAUUGUGGAAACAUGUUUUAGCAAGGGGCUAUGCAAGAAGUACUAUUCUGUGCAAUGCAAUGCUCAAUGGGCUAUGUAAAAUGGGAAUGAUGAUUGAAGCAGAGCAAAUUCUUGAAAAGAUGAUAGGAAUGGGUUGUUCACCAGAUGCGAUGACCAAUAGAACCUUGAUAGAUGGAUAUUGCAGAGCUGGAGAUAUUAAAAGAGCUUUUAAAAUUAAAGAUGCCAUGGAUGCAGAGGGAAUUCCUGCUUCGCUUGAAAUGUAUAAUUCACUGAUUCAUGGAUUAUUCCAAGCUGAGAAAUCAAAUGAAGUAUCAAAUAUGCUCUCUGAGGUCCAUGCAAAAGCACUGAGCCCUAAUAUUAUUACUUAUGGAGCACUGAUAAGUGGUUGGUGUAAAGAAGGGAACCUGAAGAAAGCUUUUGAUGCUUAUUUUGAGAUGAGAGGCAAAGGAAUUUCCCCAAAUGUGUAUAUAUGCAGCACAAUCAUCAGUGGGUUAAACAGGCUUGGUCGGACUGAUGAAGCAAAUAUGUUGGUACAGAAAAUGGUAGAUUUAGAUGUUGUCCCAGACCUUAAACAUUUUUACCAGUCUUUUAACUUCAACAGACUUCAGACAGAAACACAGAAAGUUGCAAAUUCCCUCGAUGAAAGUGCUCAAAGAUGCAUCAUUCCCAACAACAUUCUAUAUAACGUAGUUAUAUCUGGCUUAUGCAAAAGUGGAAAGACUGACGAUGCUAAAAAAAUUAUCAGUGAUCUGUCGCAAAGAGGCUUCACUCCAGAUGAGUUUACAUACUCAACCCUUAUCCACAGCGCUUCCAUCUCGGGUGCCACUGAUGAAGCUUUUCUUUUACGGGAUGAGAUGCUGAAAAAGGGUAUUUCUCCUAAUAUAGUAAUAUAUAAUGCUCUUAUAGGUGGCUUAUGUAAAUCAGGAAACCUUGACCGUGCAUUGAGGCUUUUCCAUAAACUUCACAUCAAAGGUUUAGUUCCGAACCUCAUCACCUAUAAUAUAAUAAUUGAUGGCUGUUGUAAGAGAGGUAGCACCAGUGAAGCCCUUAAACUUCUGGGGAGAAUGAUAAAGGAAGGGGUUGCUCCUUCAGUCAAAACAUAUUGUGCAUUUCUCAGUAGUCUCUUACAGCAGGGAAAUGUGAAAGAAUACCUGAAACUUUUAGUUGAAAUGCACAAGGAGGGCCUUGCCACGGACUCUAUUAGGCAUUGCAGAUCAUUUGAAGAUGUUACCGUUGCUGCUGAAGCACUGAGCUGAGCUUAUGACUGAUACUACAAGAUAAUGUUGUUCAUAUGCCAGUCUCUCUUGAAAGAGAAGGUCUUUGAUAUAUGCAACUUAGCUUCUGCAAGGCUCACCAACUGGCAACUGGCCCUAUCCUAAGGGAAAACAGUGAUAAACAAGAGAAAAUGGGCUAAUUUACUAGUAGAAAAGCUUUGAAUCCAGCAGCAGCCUUCUCUUCCCCAACUGCCAGGAUGCCCCUUGUUUCACAAGUAUAUGGUGUAAUGCCAAAGGCAAGCUUACUUCUUUUCUUCGUUGUACAGUAUAAACUGAUAAUACAAUACAUCCUUGGUUUGUAUUACAUAGUUCGGUCCAAAGUCUAGUCAGUUGGAACUCAACUACACAAAUAUGAAAUGGCAAAAACUUGUGUACAUCUGUGUAUUCGCCCUAAUUUAAUCCAAUUAGGAUUUGUUAAUCCUAUUCCUCA